GUCCAAUUAGGCACGCGGUGGAUGUAUUAAUGGGCACCGCUGCCCCUGCCCGCCAAACGUAAUCCCAUUUCAUACCCGAUCUCCUGUCUUCCUUCCCCGAUACAAUCUUGAUUUCUCGUGUCCCACCGACGUAUCAUUGGCGAAAUCGCAGGAGCUGAAACCUGCUUCUUACCCUACUUUGUAAGCCAAGAAAUGUCGUCGGAAUCCCCAACCGAUCGGGCUUCCCGCCGGACUCGAAUUCUGUCCAAUCACCUCACCACCUCCGACCUUCAGGUCGGCGGCAAUUCUCUCCAAUCCAACAUCUGCUUGAGCUACUCCCCUCCCGAGCUCCAUGAAAAGAUCGAAUUCGAGGUCAGGAAGAUGCGGGAGUUGCUCGACGUGCACAAUCUCCAGGACCGGGAUUGGCUGUUCGGGCUGAUGAUGCAGAGCAAACUGUUCAACCCGCAAGAGAAAGGAGGGAAGGUGUUCGUGAUGCCGGAUUUCAAUCACACCAAGGAGCAGCAGCGGGAGAUGACGAUGAAGAGGAUCGAGUAUUUGUUGGAGAGAGGUGUUUUCGACGGCUGGCUCACCACCAGAGGACCGGAAACGGAGAUGAGGAAAUUCGCCUUCAUGGAGACUCUCGGCAUUUUCGACCAGUCCCUCGCCAUCAAAAUCGGUGUCCACUUCUUCUUAUGGGGUGGUGCUAUUCAAUUCUUUGGUACAAAGCGUCACCAUGAUAAGUGGCUGAGGGACACUGAAACGUACAGAAUCAAGGGCUGCUUUGCCAUGACUGAGCUGGGACAUGGAAGUAAUGUUCGAGGAAUUGAAACUGUUGCAACUUAUGAUCCCAAAACAGAUGAGUUUGUGAUAACUACGCCUUGUGAAUCUGCUCAGAAGUAUUGGAUUGGUGGAGCUGCUAAUCAUGCAACGCACACAGUAGUGUUUUCACAGCUCAACAUAAAUGGAAGAAACCAAGGAGUUCAUGCAUUUAUAGUGCAGCUCAGAGAUUUCGAUGGGAACAUAUGCCCGAACAUCCGCAUUGCAGAUUGUGGUCACAAAAUUGGACUAAACGGAGUCGACAAUGGUCGAAUCUGGUUUGACAAUGUCCGAAUUCCUAGAGAGAAUCUUUUGAAUUCUGUUGCCGAUGUCACACCAGAUGGACAAUAUAAGAGUGCAAUACAAGACCCUGAUCAGAGAUUUGCAGCAUUCCUCGCCCCUCUGACAUCUGGUCGUGUAACUAUUUCUCUUUCUGCAAUUUACUCCGCACAGAUUGGUUUAGCAAUUGCCAUCAGAUAUGCACUCAGUAGGCGUGCUUUCUCGUUUGUACCUAAUGAACCAGAAGUCCUAUUGCUUGACUACCCAAGUCACCAAAGGAGGCUCUUGCCUCUUGUUGCCAAGACAUAUGCUAUGACCUGUGCUGGGAAUUACUUAAAGAAGAUGUACGUGAAGAGGACGCCCGAGUCAAAUAAAACCAUCCAUGUGGUUUCAAGUGGAUUCAAGGCUGUCUUGACCUGGCAUAAUAACAUUACAAUAUGAGAACAUUCAAGGCAGUCUUACUGUUAUUGCAGAAUAGUUUCACAAAUACUAUGUAUCCUUUUCAGGAAUGCCGUGAAGCCUGUGGUGGACAAGGGUUGAAGACUGAGAAUCAAGUUGGACAUCUCAAGGGUGAAUAUGAUGUCCAGUCCACUUUCGAAGGGGAUAAUAAUGUGCUCAUGCAGCAGGUAAGCAAAGCACUCCUUGGAGAAUUUAUAGCCGCGAAGAAAAAGAAUAAGCCUUUCAAGGGUCUUGGGUUGGAGUACAUGAAUGAACCUUGGCCUGUCAUUCCAUCCCAACUCACAAGUGACAUCCUCAGAAGCAGUAAUUUCCAGAUUACUACUCUCCGCUUGAGAGAGCGAGACCUUCUGAAUCGUUUCGCUGCGGAGAUGUCGCAACAUCAGUCGAGUGGAGUGAAUAAAGAGUAUGCCUUUGCGCUGGGUUAUCAACUCGCGGAGGACUUGGGGAGAGCUUUCUCCGACAGAAUCAUAUUCGAAACCUUCCUCAACGACGAGGGUACAGUAUCGACCGGUCCAAUGAAGGAUGUGGUGGGGAAAUUGAGAUCCUUGUACGCUUUGACGUGCAUGGAAGAAGAUGCUGCCUUCCUCCGAUACGGCUACUUAUCGACGGAGAAGGCAGCUGCUGUGAGGGCAGAGGUGGCCAAGCUUUGCAGCGAGCUGCGGCCGCAUGCGCUUGGAUUGGUCAGCUCAUUUGGCGUCCCCGGUGCUUUCCUCAGCCCAAUUGCUUUCAACUGGAUUGAUUCAAAUGCGUGGUCUUCCUCUUCAGCUUAAUUAGAACCCAAGGUUUCAGGAACUUGCAGUGGGUCUCAGUGGAUGUCGAUUCCCAAUACCUCAUGUACAAUAAGAAAAGCUUCCCUUUCAAACAAAAUAAAAGAAAAAGCCCCGGUUAACUUAUGGGUGUAAUAAUUGUUGCUGCUUUCGUCAAUGAUAAAGGACUAUGUAUUGUAUACUAUUCGUUAAAUGGAAAGAGUAUAUUUUCCUGAAUUACAGAUUUGGUUAUUCAAUUUAUUAAUGUAUUUCAUGUUUCUCACUCA
Messenger RNA from Linum tenue, 2566 nucleotides. The record is from the annotation of a GenBank genome assembly. Lineage: Eukaryota; Viridiplantae; Streptophyta; Magnoliopsida; Malpighiales; Linaceae.